AUGAGCAGAGAGCAAAGCGAUUGCUUGAAAAGCAGAGAAUCCAAAAGGAAUUUGAAAAUAUUGCAGCAACCUCGAAUUCGACAACGGAAUAAUGGUGCGUGUGCAUCCAUGUAUGGAGAAGGAAGUGUUGUUUAUACAUUGUAUCAUACACCUAUUGUACAUUUGCGGGCGUUUGGAAGGUUUUAUGGAGUUACACUGGGUGAAGGAGCUAUUUCGAGCUCGGGUUCAAACGACUUAUGUCGACGGCAUAAAACUUGCGCGAAACACAAGUUGUGCAUAAUCUCAUCUCAAACACCACCAAGUUAUAUCUGUGAAUUUGGAAUAGGACAAAUUCAGGAGCCUAGGGGAUGGAGCUGGAAAAAGGGUGCCAUACAGCAAUCAAUAAUAUACUAUAUACAAGAAUCACGGCAUUAUACCACAUGUUCGCCCAAAAAGCGCCGGAUAUCCGCUAACAGUAACUCACAACAAACGGCUGCUGUCGAGAAGCUCAACGCCGUCAAAAAGAACAUAACUUGGAAAGAGAGUCCAGAAAGGAGAAUUAGGCACACGUAA
This is a messenger RNA of Trichophyton rubrum CBS 118892, 552 nucleotides long. RefSeq lists its product as uncharacterized. NCBI's taxonomy places the organism in Eukaryota, Fungi, Ascomycota, Eurotiomycetes, Onygenales, Arthrodermataceae. Bases 1 to 552 code for a protein of 183 amino acids. The record is from RefSeq and is a predicted model, not a curated record. The transcript has a single exon.